Fibroporia radiculosa is the source of this 642-nucleotide messenger RNA. RefSeq lists its product as uncharacterized. NCBI's taxonomy places the organism in Eukaryota, Fungi, Basidiomycota, Agaricomycetes, Polyporales, Fibroporiaceae. The transcript is spliced from 3 exons. Bases 1 to 642 code for a protein of 213 amino acids. The record is from RefSeq and is a predicted model, not a curated record.
AUGAGCGAUACAACUACAGUCACAUCCUCGGCGUAUCCUGCAUUUGUCCGCCGCAGGAUCGGGCGAGCGCCGUCGCCCCCUACUUGGGCCUGUUACGAGCAGAUCCCGUACGAUGAUGACUACAGUGACAGUGGUUCCGAAGACAACUCUUGCUCUGAAGACGACGAGGACUAUGGGCGGGUUCUCCAUCGCAGCAGCGAUCUCUCUGACGCCGACCAUCCCGCUGCACAUGAGAACGAGAGGGGUGCCCCGCCGGAUACCGGCGACGCGGAGAUCGGUGAAGGCGACGACGAGGCCGCCGCACAGAAGAUCGCGGACCACAGGAAGGAUGUCAAGGGAAAGCAGCGUGCCAUUGAAUCUGAGCAUGAGAGCCCAAGGAGACAGCACCGGAGGAAACGUCGCCAGCCUGUCUUCGCACUCCGCCCUAUCCUGACCAUCCAACGGAGCCAGGGGUUCGUCUGGAAUCAGGAUCUCUUUGUGCCGCCGUACAUCAAGGACCGAUAUGUUGCCUCGACCUCUCCACCGAAUGCAUGCGGUUUCGUGUCCUCUUCGGUAUCAUCCACAAAUUCCUCGAUGGAUUAUGAGGUAGAAGUAGUGGAAAUCCGGGUUCGAGAGGGGGAGCUUAGUGACAUUAUUCCCUAA